This is a messenger RNA of Nomia melanderi (Alkali bee), 7226 nucleotides long. It is a transcript of the gene sprt, whose product is annotated as PDZ domain-containing protein sprite. NCBI's taxonomy places the organism in Eukaryota, Metazoa, Arthropoda, Insecta, Hymenoptera, Halictidae. The record is from RefSeq and is a predicted model, not a curated record. Gene Ontology annotation, molecular function: protein binding.
UCAGAGGGAUGAGUUUAAAGAGGCCGCGCGGUAUAGCAUCGGUUCGCGUGUGCCCUGACGUGGAAAGCCGGUUAGUCGGACUGAAUCCUUCGUGCCGGCUGCAUUUACAGGAACGCUCCGCUCCGUUCGUGUUCGAUCCAUUUCAAAGUGUGACCAUCGGCGCGUUCGAUCCUAAAUCCUCGUAAAGGUACCAUCGCGUUUCGAUCCACGGGAAAACCGGUGUUCGUUCCAUCCUCGAAUGUGCGCGAUAGGAACUAAGUGUCCGAGUAAUCUGCGAUGUGAAACGUUUGUCGAUCGAAUGGUGUAUUUUUCAUAUUUCUCUGCAAUUCCAAGUGCACGUGACCAGGAUUUACAGAAUUAACCGAGUCUGCGAGUUUGAGGAUGUCAGCGUAGCGAGUGAAUGAACGUAGGUUGCAAUGUUGCUGUCGUCGCUAUGAACGAGAGUCGUUGCUACGCCGAUUCGCCUGCGUUCGCUGUACAUCAGUCAUUCAACCGGAAUGGGAAGGCACUUAGGGGAUCGAAGAAAAGUGUGCUAUUCUAUACGACUGACUGUGGCGACGAGAAGGAAGAUUUGGGAUUCAAGCUUCAGCAACGAUCAGUGUCUUUGACUGCUCUACAUACCGGUGCUGGUUCACAGCAGCAACUCUUAGAACCCAGAAUGGCGCAACUAGAAACCUUAGAAGCGAAGAUGGCCAGUAUUGAGGUUUCCUUAUCAACGACUCCAAGACGCAAAAAAGGUGGAAGUGUUUCUGGUGGAAUCGCAUCCCCAGCUGGACAUCGAAACAGGGAUCAUUACAAAGAAUUGGAUGCUCUACGUAUUGCAUUACGUGACAAAGAAAAUAUUAUCCAAACAUUAAAAGGACAACUGUGUAACAGCCUAACCAAUCGAUUAGCACUGCGUAACGGUGCACCACCUUUGACUGAAGCAGACAGAAAAGCAACUGAGGAACGCCUUCAAAGGUUACGACGUGAUGCAGACAAUAAACGACUAGCAAUUAAAAACUUAAAACUCGCACUUGAACGUCUCGAUAUUACUGACAAUAUCGAUGUUCGAAUUCAACAAGCUGAGUUAGAGUAUAGACUUGGCCGGGAAGAACUCGAACUUUUAACCCUCCGUGAAGAAAGUCGAGCUCUUCAAGCAGCUUUAGAGUUGGCAGAGUCUCAAGAGAAACAAAAGAAUGACACGAUAUUCAGUUGUAUUUCUGGAUCUACGCAAGUCACGAUUCAUGCGGUCGAGAUCAGCGCCGAUCCAAAAAGUCCUCGAUUUGGUGCAGGACCAAGGGAAGACACACCUGGUCUUUACGUCGAUUGGGCAAUAGAAGAUUCUGGAUUGUGCAAAGGAGAUAGGAUCUUAGAGGUAAAUGGGAAGCUGGUGGUGGGAGCAGGAAGGAGCGACUUGGCAAGACUUCUGGCUGUCGCACCCGAUGCGGCACAAAUCGUGGUCCUUCGAAAAGGUGAAUCCCUCGCAGCACUCCGCACACUUCGAUCAGAUAACCUCAGGCUGACUCACAGAAUCGGAUAUCUCGAAGAACAGGUUAGGGAUCUUCUGGCACCAAGUAGAGCCGAGAUUCCCGCAGAUCCUCCACCGAGUCGCCAAGACCAAGUUCAGGUUUUUCAGAAAGGACCACAGGUGACUGCAUUAGUAGCGAACCUUCCUGAUCUCAAUAUAAGAAAUUCAAUGGAGUUGCGACAAAGUUUACCCACAAUAAGACACAAGCACAGUGAUCAAACAAAGCGUCUAAUAGACUCAAAGGGCUUAAAGGAAAUUGAUCUGUCAUCAGAUAAUGCUUCAAAUAGCCAUAAUAAAUCAAGGACUAGACAGAAACAGCAAGGGUUUCAUAUGACUGGAUCAACGACAAGCCUGGAUUGCAAACAAACGCAAAUACAUCCUCAACUACAACGCAGAAGACCACCACGUAUCGAAACAGCUAUAGAGCAUUUGUCUAAAAAUCGCAGAAACUCGUCGCAAAUGCAAUCAUUGGAUUUCGAUUCUGAACCAACCUAUUACCGGUUUCAGGAUACACAAUCGCGCGCGUCCGAGAAUUCUGACGCUUCGAUGGUGUACAGUUCGCAAGACACGAAAUCACGUCCAGCACCACCGAAGAAGCCGCUUCGAUUAUCUCUUCAUCGUGCAGCGAGUCUUCAAUCUGUGGAAAGCGCACCGCCUACUGCUCAUCACGAUGUAACCAAAAAGGCAACAAAAAGAAAUCACAAAGGCGAAUCGCCAUCUGAGAAAAAUCAACGAGGAAAUCUAAAUGAAGAAACACCCAAUCAAACUCAUGAAUCACAGUAUAAUCCGCCUCAACCACCGUCAAGAACUCCUUCCAGAGCAGAAUCCUGUCAAAGUGCACUAAGAUGGCCGUCCCCUAAACCAAGACCACAUUUGGCACCAGUCACAAUGGAAAAAUGGUGCUAAUUGAAGAAACUGUUACCGCGAGAACAAUAUAAUACAAUUUAAUUAUUCUCAAUUGAACGUACGCAUUUUCUUAUAUGUGUUAUAAAUAAUGUUAACUGCCAAUAAUUGAAGAUCUCUGCUGUUGGAGAAGACUUUUUUCGUAACGCACAAAGCUUGUAGGUAAUAAGUAUGUAAAUACGAUUUAAUAUUUUCAUAUUUGAUACAUUUAAAAAAGACUGAGUCGUUCGGAACUAAAUUUUCUUGUAAACCUUUUUACAAAGUGGUCAUAGAUAACCAAAAAACUGAAAUACAGAGUGAACGCUUGUAAAUGUGUCAUUCUUUAAAACCGUGAACUGAUUUUACAUAUCAAAGUAACAUGAAAAUUUAGUGAAAUUGCUGAGACGUUAUUUUUUCUCCAAUUUCACAAUUUUAAAUGGUAAUGAUAUCUUAGUUUUUGAUUCUAAGUACAAAAUGAGUGGGGGUAAUUUUUCAAAAACGGGUGCAAAACGAAGAGCGGAGCCUGCGCUUUUACUUUAUAAUUUCCAAAAAUAAUGAAUUCUUAAAAUAUAGGAAGAAACAUCCCUUGGAUUUUAAACGAUCAAAAUAACGACAAUGGGUUUUAUGCGGGACAUCCUAUAAAUAGUAAAGCCGAAAUCGCUGUUUACUUAUCGGCUUACCGACGACGUUUAUUAAAACAAGGUCCGAGUCAUGUCUGCAUAGACAGAAUUCAAUGUAUUGUACCGAAAGUUUUUUGCAAAUAUCUCGGAAACGAAGCCGAACCGUAUAAGUUAGUAAGCCGGUUAUAUGUAGAGGAAACAGUUGUCCGAAAAGUUGAUUUUUACAAUGUGCUCAAACGUCGUCGAAAACUGAGAGAAAGUAAGGUUUCAAUAAUUUUACUGAAAAUUAAAAGUAUAACAAUUUGUGGAGAAGGUUUUGUUUUUAAAUGGUUAAUAAUUAAAAAUGUAUUAGUAACAACAAGAGACAAAUCAGUGGAAAUACAACUCAAACAAUUAUUUCGAAAGUAAUUUGAUUGAAUUUUAUUUGCUUCGCAUUAUGCCAGACUCUAACUUAAUUUUUCAUAUAGUAUUCGAUUUCAUUCGGUUUAUACGUAGAAAAAAGAAAAAUUUAUGUAUUGAGAAAAACAUUCAUUCGUUUUACUAAAAAAUUCAAUAUUACUGUUAUACACCAAUUUGGGUAUAAGUUAAAAAAAAAUGUUAUAUUGAACUAUCGCAACUUCAAGUUAAUCAUCUGUCUUUUGCAUAAUAUGCCAUUGUUUACAAUCCUACUGCCGUAAUACGUCGUUAUUUGCGAACCGCUAUAAUCUAGAGGCAUUUUUUAAUUCUUAAUAACUUGAAAAUUGAAUCCAAAAUGCAAUUUUAUCACGUUUGAGCUUUAACAUUUAGAACCGCCUCGUGUACAGUUGACAAAAAAAGACACUUGAAAGGAAUAUGAAUAUAACACGUUGAAUGUCGCAUAAUGGAAAAAAAUAUAAUAUUCAAUCAUUUGAUUGAAUUUCAUUAUUAUUGCACGUUAUUAUAACAUUAUUUAUAAUAUAUAAAUGUUUUCAAAUAAUCAUCGUUUAAUUGAAUGAACUAUAAUAAUUCGAUUUGGUUGGGAGUCACCGAUAACCCCUAUGACAUUCAACGUGUCAAACAAUUAGAAUAGACACUCAUUCUCAUACACAUUUUCGGCUCUAAUAUGUUAUUUGUCAAAACAGUCACACAUACUAAUUUGAUCGUGUAAUAGUGAGAGGAAACAAAUUUUCGUUAAUACGCAGUAUAUAUCCAUUUGUAGGUGAACGCCACGUGUGUACUGUUUAUUCCUACUUAAUGAUUUUCUUAUAAUACGUCUUAUAUUGUGCACUCAUUUAAAACAGAAACAUUCUUAUUUUACUUCGACAUUCGGCAUCUCUAAAGAGACAAUGGUCGUAUCGAAUUUGUUUUUGUGACUCUUCAUAAGAAUGUAUGGCUUUACUUUUUUGACUGGUCGUAACGUAAACUACAUUGUACAAAAUAAUCAUAUUUGGAAAACACGAAAUUAGAAUUUCUUUUAAACGUUACAAAUUUUUGUGUAUAUGCAGUCAAUAAUGUGUUCCUUUCACUUUCGAAUUUCUUUGCAAACUGAGUUCUAUUCUAUAUUUAAUUUAAAGCGUCAAUUUUAUUCACUGUAUUAGAUACCGCACAUGAUUAUUGAUGCAAUUAAUAUUAGCGUUUACGUUUUGUACAUAGUUUGUUAGACAUACUCUACAAUUUAAAUAACGCAGUUCGAAGAUGAUAAUUAUGUGUGAUUUUCCCCUUCCUGUCAUUCCCCAUUUCUCAUCAUUCUCAUUAUAUAAAAUAUACAUCCACAAUUUCAUGUACUAUCUAUAUAUGUAAGAACAAUGAAAAAAAAUAGAGUAGAAGAAAUAGUGGUGAUAUUGCGGUGGAAGGAAUCUAAUUGAAAAAAGGUUAUUCGGUUUUAAUAUUGUGUUAGUGUGAACUGAUUUUCUUUCAUCAUUUCUUUGUAACGUGCUGCCGUAGAGAGCACGAUGGAUUUGCCAUCGUUGCUCGGAUAGCCGCUACAAAUUCGUCGAUAUGAAUAAUAACAUUUUUCUAAUUUUCAAUUUCUCUUAUUGAACAUAUUUUUAAUGGAUUAAGAAGAUUUUCCUAAUAAGAAAUCUGAAUCAGAUUAGUUCAGAUCAUAUAAUCAUGCAUUCUGUAGCCACAAUCAUUUGCUUUUAAUUUUUUAUUCUUUAUAGAAUUUUAAGAAAAAUUGUAAAUCAGUAAUGGACUCACACGCUAUGUGAUUUACAUAUACUUGAUUAAUUUAUUUGUAAAUUUGGAAUUAUUAUUUAUAAGUUUGAUAUUUUUUAUCUUUACCGUUCGUUAUAAUACGAUAAUUUGAUACAGUAUGAGGAUAUUAUUUAUCUUUUACAUUAGCUCUACAAUUUUUUGCUUAUAGAAUAGAACUUAUAUAAUGAAUGUUUUUGACCUAUCCGAAACAUAGUUUUAUUGAAAAUAUAUUUGACGUACAAGUAUACGUAAUAUUUACGAGAAUAUUACGCGAUUUUGAUGGCGUUCUUUUAUAUAAAAAUUUGUCUAAAAUAUAAAAGGUCAGAAGUCUCUCAACAAAAAGUGAGAUUAAACAAGUGAACACUGAAAUACGUAAUAAAAAUCUGAAUUUUUAAGAUAGUAAAAGAAUUACGAGCGUAUCGUAAACUUGGUUUAAACUUAUUCAUUUGUGACACAUUAUUUAUAUAUUUUAAACAAGUAAUUAUUUAUAAUACAUUUAAAUAUUACAUAUAGUAUUCCAUAAAAAGCUUCAGAAAAAUUGAUAUGCAAAAAAAUAAUAAUGAAGUUAGCUUGUCAUAUAAGAAGUUGUUGUACUUUUAAUUCUAUGCUUCAUUAAAGAUUUCUACAAUCCAUUAAAGAUAAAUGUUCUCAUUAAGAAAAUUUGGAAAUCAUAAAAACGUUAUUUUUCACGCAUGUAAAUAUUAUGUAGGUUAUUUUACAGCUGUUGAAGUAAGUAAGAUCCAACAAAAGUAAUUCAGUGUACGAUGAAUGAUUUAAUUUCGUUUGAUGCAACUGUAAACAUAAUAAUCAUAACGCGCAUAGAAUUGUAUGAUGCAUUGUACAACGUAUAUGUAUUUGAUUAUUAUUAUAGUUUUUUUUAAGUCCUGCCGAUUUAUAAAUUUCACUUCGGCGAUUAGAACAAUCUUAUUGUUCGAUUUUAACCGUGAACUAAUUGUGUUAAUUUCUCGUCUUGGACAAAUAAUUUACAUUUAGUAUGAACUGAUAGAUCUUUAUCUCCAUAAACUAAAUGAUGUAUUGUAUACAUAAAAGUAACGAUAUACUGAUAUAUGGGUAGUACAUACGAAGGGAUCAUAAAUAAAGUUAGAACUCAACAACAAAAUUAUGAUCAUAAAAAACUACAUAAUACUUCAACCAAUAAUAUUUGCCUCCAUAUUUGAUCUUUUUUUACAUUAUUUUUCACAUUCUUGAAAUGUCGAAGAUAAUUCUGUAAGCAUACUUUUAAAACACACCUACAUGAGUAACUUCUAUUUAUGGUUUCAUUGAUUUAAUAUCUUGCUCUAUCGUUACUUCCAAGAAUACAAGUAUGAUUUUUCGUACAAUAAAUAAUAAUUAUCUGUAAUCCCUUUUAUAUUUACCCGAUAAGUGAUGUUAUCUUAUUAUACACAGUAAUUGUAGCAAUUGAGACCAGUUAUAGCUUUAUUCUACUUGAAGUUAAAAAAAUCGAAAUGGAAAAUGUUGUAUUAUUUAAUCAAAUUUAUCAUACUAUUACAUGAUUUCUUCAUAAAUAGAUCAUUUUUUUUAAGUGAAACUGUAUAAUUCUCUUGUGUUAAAUGAUUUCUCAAAUAAUUUUCUAAGUAAAUAACUCUGUGCAUCACGAAAUGUUUUAUUUUACGAUUAUGUAUAAAAACCACAUUCAUUUUAUAUCUUUUAUUCGUAACAUGAUUCUAGUAAUAAGUAAUUGAUCCACAAUAAGAUAAUAAAUGUUCAUUGCCACUGUUAAAGUUUAUUCUACGAUACUCUUAACUGCAAUUGAGACAAAGUUAUAGCUUAAUCCACUUUCUGGAAUUACACUGUAUAAUACUUGUCAUCGUAUUCCUUAUAGCAAAAAUGCGAAUAUUUCAACGUAAGUUUUAUAAUCCCUUGAAGUUUACUGUAUCGAGUAUUAUUACAACUAUAAGAUAGAAGGUUUACUCUGUAUUUGUUUGACAAAAAUUGAUUUGAUAAAUAUGUAUAAACAAAGUGGAAUUAAUUUUUUAUCCAAUUGCUAGUCGAAGUGUAAGUUAACGUAGCGCGAUAAUAUGUGAAAAUAUAUCGUACAC